Messenger RNA from Epinephelus moara (kelp grouper), 9485 nucleotides. RefSeq names its product apoptosis-associated tyrosine kinase b (gene lmtkb). Gene Ontology annotation, biological process: peptidyl-tyrosine autophosphorylation; brain development. The coding region runs from base 423 to 5360 and encodes 1645 amino acids. Lineage: Eukaryota; Metazoa; Chordata; Actinopteri; Perciformes; Serranidae. The transcript is spliced from 14 exons. The record is from RefSeq and is a predicted model, not a curated record. Gene Ontology annotation, molecular function: ATP binding; protein tyrosine kinase activity.
CUGUCAGCACCUCGGACAGCUCCGGCACCGAACUCAACCAUCGAUCUGAUCUGAUUGAUCGGCGGAGGAGUCACGUGUCUCAUCUCGAUCGGUCGGAGCUUUCAGAUGAUGUGACUGCGUCCAGGUGUCGCGUGAAGCUGUGCGCCAGAAAGGGGACUAAAAUCUGGAUCAAGUUGACUGCUGUCAGACAGGACCGUGUCCUCCUUCUCCUCCUCCUGCUCCUCCUGCUCCUCUGCAGAGACAGUCUUCACUGAGGAGUUGAGGAGGGAAAUCAAAAGAGGAGAAGCGGCCUGCGUGUGUGCGCGGGAUGGAGGGGCGCGUGCAGAGCUCAGCAGGAGCCGGUUCGGGAAGGAGGAUCAGUGCUGCCUAGUGUGUCUCCCUCUGAGCUCCGCUUCACUCCGUGUCUCUCCGCCGCUCCGCUGAUGAAGAUGUUGGCGCUGCUGCUGACGGUGUCCUCGGUGCUCUGGAGCCGCGGCUCCGCGCUCAGCUCUCACUUCAGCUCAGAUGGCGCCCCGCUGAGCGAGCUGUCCUGGUCGUCGUCUCUGGCUGUGGUGGCCGUCUCCCUGUCGGGCCUCUUCACCGUCGUCUUCCUCAUGCUGGCCUGCAUCUGCUGCAAGAAACGCAGAACCGGCUUCAAGGAAUUCAAGAAUGUGGACGGGGAGGAGUACCAUGCAGAUAUGUCCACAUUGGCCUCGCCAGCCUCCCAGGGCAGCCCGGACGUCUACAUCCUGCCGCUCACCGAGGUGUCCCUGCCGGUCGCAAAGCAACCUGCUCGAUCAGUCCAGCUCCUGAAGUCGGCAGACGUCGGCCGUCACAGUCUUCUGUACCUAAAGGAGAUCGGGAAUGGCUGGUUCGGGAAGGUUCUGCUUGGGGAGGUGAACGCAGGUCUCAGCACCACCCAGGUGGUGGUGAAGGAGCUGAAAGCCAGCAGCAGCGUGCAGGACCAGAUGCACUUCCUGGAGGAAGCUCGGCCUUUCCGAGCCCUGCAGCACCCGGCCCUCCUGCAGUGUUUGGCUCAGUGUACUGAGGUCACUCCAUACCUGCUGGUGAUGGAGUUCUGUCCUCUGGGCGAUGUGAAGGGUUACCUCCGGAGCUGCAGGACUGCAGAGACCAUGACCCCAGAGCCCCUGAUCCUCCAGAGGAUGGCCUGUGACAUCGCCGCAGGACUCCUGCACAUGCACAAACACAACUUCACACACAGUGACCUAGCUCUGAGGAACUGCCUUCUGACGGCUGACGUCUCAGUGAAGAUUGGAGAUUAUGGUCUGGCUCAGAGCAAAUACAAGGACGAUUACUUCGUGACAUCAGAUCAGGUGUACGUGCCGCUGCGUUGGAUUGCUCCAGAGCUGGUGGACGAGGUGCACGGAAACCUGCUGGUGGCGGACCAGACCCAACACAGCAACAUGUGGUCUCUGGGCGUGACGAUCUGGGAGCUGUUUGAGUUGGGGAACCAGCCGUACAGACACUACUCAGACAGACAGGUCCUGACCUACGCUGUGAGGGAGCAGCAGCUGCGACUGCCCAAACCGCUGCUCAAAGUGCCGCUGGCUGAACGCUGGUAUGAGGUGAUGCAGUUCUGCUGGCUCCAGCCUGAUCAGAGACCCAAUGCAGAGGAAGUCCACCUGCUGCUCAGCUACCUGUGUGCGAAGGGGGCCAGCGAGGCCGAAGAGGACUUUGAGAGGCGAUGGAACUCCCUGCGUCCCAACACCGGAUUCAACAGCCACCGCGGUGCCUCGGUAAUGUCACGAGACCACCCCUCAUCAACCUCCUCCUCGUUCCCUCUCCUCGAGCAGUUUUCAUCUGGUGACGGCUACCACUCAGAGUCCGGGGACGAUAUCCUGACAGUCACUGAGACCAGCCACGGCCUCAACUUUGAGUACAAGUGGGAGCAAGCCAGGGCGGAGCAGUCGUAUCGAGCCCCAGACUCGUCCAGCACCCUGGGUCAGGUCAGCCAUCACUGUCAGGAAGCAUUUUACCCACCAGGGGGCAUCGUGGGAGGCUGCCCCAUGGAGAGCCUCAGCCACGGAUUGUCCCCUUCAUACUACCAAUCAAAACAUCUCCAUGCUCCAGGCAUACUUCCUGUCCUCAGCGCCCACAGCCCCUCAGUAAGCAGUGAAUACUACAUCCGCAUCGAAGAGCCAGUAGACUGUAACAUGGACCCAGACUACACCAUGUGCUCCUACAGCCCAGACUACCAGGGCAGCAGUGGGAGCUUUCUGACUGGGAGUGCCGACUCAGGCGAGUGCAUGGCCUGCCCGUCACAGGCUAAGAACAUGGGUCCCUAUUGGUCAGCAGACAUCCAUAAGUCCGACAUGUACGACUCAAAUGAGUCCAGUCCUGCGAUCUCCCUGACGAUGGAGCCCCUCUUAGGGCAGGUGUUGGACAACAGCCCACUGCGACCCUGGGAGUCCAGUCACUACGUGUCCUAUAAAGACAGAGAUGGCGGUUACUACUACGAGCACUCGCCACCGUUGGGAAUCGAUCACUAUCUGAUUGGAGCUGAGACUGCCAGUGAGCGCCAUCAGGAAAGCUGGGGGUCAAGGAGCCUGCGUCAGGCCUUGGGCGAGUUGGAGAACCCACUGGGUAUUUCCCACGCUGUGAACAGUGCACCUCAACAGGCCUACAGAGACACGUACCUGGACACAAGUCAGACUUCCAUCAUCGGAAAGAACGUGACAGGGGGCUACUACGACAUGAUGGGCUCCCUGAGGAAGACGAUGCCCAACCACACCAGGCACCACAGCCACUCUGUCAGUAUCAACAUGGAGACACAGGGGGCGCUCUUCAUCGGGCACAGAGACACCGACACAGAGGAGGAAGAGGAAGAGGACAUAUUUGUUGAGAGACACACCUGCAACACUUGGCCUUCAAAACACCGCCACAGCAGCGUGGGUCACCACAGACGCGCCAGCCACAGCUGCAGACAGGACGCAUACGUGGAUUUCCACUACACAAUGCCGAGUACAGACAUCGAGGAUUCGUGGCCGGAGGAGCACAGCCUGGCCUUCCACUCUCUACCCAAACCCAUCGACUAUCUUGAACCCCACCAGGCCAAAGAUAACAGUGUCUGCCUCAGUCUGAGUAAACACCAUGCCAUGGUGCCCUCAGACAGCUGCAACGCUUACAUCUACAUGUGCCACGAGGGCGAGACUCAGGUGCCGGCGCCUGGAGAGUGCUGCCACUCGCACUUUGUUGACCCGCUCACAGGCUUGCUGGUCAGAAACAACAGCUACAGUCACAGCUACAGUCACAGCAGCUACAUCAGCGAUAAGGCCAUUGAUAUCCCGAGUAAUGAUGAGAUGAUCAACCUAUCACCGGCUCCGGGGGGCCCCAUUGUGGCCAAAACGGCCCUGAUAAAGACUGAGGAGAGCAGAGAGCAGUAUGUUGAUCUAAUAACUGAUGAUUCACUCUUCAAAGACAAGAGGGACGAUGUAAUCAAAGAAAAACCAAUCAAACCCACAGACCCUAAAACAGAGGAAGUGACCCUGACCACAGCCGCAACCACUCCACCUCCUGCCGAUAACACGCACGUGAUGGUGGCCCUCACAGAUCAGCAGUCGGAGCUGAGUCACACAGGCGACAGCGGGGUCGACCGAGGAGGCUCCAGCGUGAGCCUCGCCGACAUCCUCGACUGCAGCGACGAGGACGAGGACGAUGACAUCACGGACGAUAUCACUGACGUUACCUCAGGCAUCUUUGCGGACGAGUCCAGCGAGCUGAACGCGUCUCCAGCCUUCAAGUCUCUACAGAAGCAGGUAGGAACUCCUGAUUCCAUGGACUCCAUGGAUCUGCCGUCUGCAGCCGGGUCCUGUGAAGGCUUCAGUCCUGCAUCCUCCCACCCAUCCAGCUCACCUAAAGCUAUGGACAGCGGCUAUGACACAGAAAAUAAUGAGAGCCCUGAGUUUGUACCCAAAGAGCCUCAUGAACCCCGGGAACAACCUCUGGGGAAGUCCGCCCUUGAUACAAGCCUGGAGGAGGACAAGGAGCUGGAGGAGCAUGGAGGUGAAGUGGUGACCACAGAGGAUGAACCCUCACAGACAGAAGACCACAUCCUUCUGCCACUGAGCGAUAAGACUCCGUACAGAGACUCUGCCUACUUCUCAGACUAUGAGAAUGAAAGGCAGAGUAGGGACGAAGACGAUGUUGAGAAGAAGGGUGAGAAGAGGAAGAACGAGGAGGAGGAGGAACUAAAUGACUCUGUGGUGAGCAAAGACAUAAAACUUGAUAUGAAACACAUAUCAGCAGAAGCAGAAUCCUCUUCUCUACCAGACACAGAAGAGUGUGACCAGGACGAGGUGCUGGGACUUCCUCUGGAGUCCUCCGACACUGCUUCAUUAACAGAGGGGGGGCUGGACGAAUGGCCGUCACAGGAAGAGAGCUCGUCGUUAGGAGACUGGGCAGCAGAGGUGGUGGGAGCCAUGGAAGAAGCCCUCGAUGCCCUGAAUGGAGACUGUACCUCUAAUGUCGAGGUAGAGGAGGAGGAAGCAGAAGGUCAAGAUUCAUCAGAAACAACAGAAGAGUCAGAAAUCAAGACGGCUCCAAACCGGCCAUCGGGGAUAUCUGGUGAACUCACACACUCUUUACCCAAAGACGAGGUGGCCUUGCAGCAAACAGCAAACACCAGGAGGUUUUCUUCUUCCUCUCCGCCACCUCCAUCCACCCCUCCCCCUCCGCUUCCUGCAGCAGAGGGCCGAGGGUCACCAGCUGAUGGGGAAGAGGCGGACGAGGAGGACGGCGACACCGACGACAGCGACGAGUCGGAUGAAGAGCUGCGGACCUACAGUGUGCAGGAACAGAGCGGAGGGGAGGACAGCGAGGAUGAGUGCCACCCGGUGCCCAUCGUGGUGAGUGACGACAGCGAAGCUCACAAACUCCGCAGCCUCCUGAAGAUGCCGACGCUGCUGACAGUGGAGACCCUGGAGGAGGAGCUGGAUCGCAAGAAGAAGACGGUGUCUUUUUUCGAUGAUGUCACCGUUUAUCUGUUUGAUCAGGAAAGCCCGACCAAGGAGCUGACUGAGCACGGCUUCAGUUUAGGAGCUGAGGGUCAAAGUUCACGGAGCAAAUCCCAGGAAAGACUCAACGCGUCAGAUGACUCUUCAGAUGGGAACAUCUCAGAGGAGAGUGCAGGGUACGAGUGGGAAGACGACUUCCCUCUGCUCCCUCUGCCAACGUCCUCAGUGGCGUCUGACUCCCCUCCACCGCCCCGCUCCGUCCCCAAAGCUCCGGACCCCAAACCAGCCGUCCGGUUCUCCCGCUUCACCGUCUCCCCUUCCAACGUGUCCCGUUUCUCCAUCACCCACAUCUCUGACUCUGAUAUGGACUCUGCAGGAGGAAGCAGUGAGGACGGGGACAAAGAGUAACCAGCUGCGGAGAUUUACUGCCUCUGUGACAACUACUUGGCCUGCUAGCAUGACUUCUAAUUUAUUUUUUACCGUCAGGUUUUAGAAACACAAGACAGUGCCUCUUACCGCCUGUGGACACUUUUGAAAGGUCCGUCUUACUGAGAAGAGAAUGGUUAAUAUAUAACAUUUACAGAAUAUUAAUAUAUACUGUAUGUAUGAUGUAAAGAAUCUUUGGACGCAGGGGAAGCUUGUAUUGUGCAUAUUUUUGGGAUCAAAGAGACACAAAGGAAGGACAGCGUCACAUAUGCCACCUCGUUCACUUGUUCAUUUGUGAUGGGAAGCACCGAUGAGAGCGUGGAAACACCUGGACUCACAGACACACGACAGACGGACGCUGAGUUCUGGCUUUUCAACAAAAGGAUCAGCACUUUGAACGAGACUGUACAGCUCCACAGACUUUGUACUUUUUAGGAAACUGCUUUACUUGUCUUAAUAAAUAUCGAGGAGAAUCUCUGAGGUAUCAUGAGUAAUAUAACGUUAAUAUUUGGUUCGUUAGGAGACGAAGGACGUGCUGGUGUGACAGGAGGGAAUUUUAAUGUUUGGUUACAGGAUGGCUUUUGUGGAAGCAGCUGAUUGAACCUGGACAAUGUGAUAUUUUGUGACUCUAUUUAUUUUUCUUGUUUUUGUACCAGGACCACUACUGUACUGUUUUACAUGAAUCUGUGGCUCAUUCUCUCGACCAAACUGAGCGCCAGCACCGCCAUCACAGCUGACCCCUCUUCGCUGUAAACACCAGGCACAACGUUGUCGCCGUAGUGACAGGAGGUGACGGAAGUUAUUUAACUCUUAUUAAAGGUUUAACAGUUUUUCAGAUAUAGCAAUGCAUGGUUUCAAGUAUCUAGAAAACAGUAUCUAUAAGAAUUUAUAGCUCGGAGACAGAAGGGGACAGCUUUUGGUUUUGGAGAAGAGACAGACACACAUGGUCACAGAAAUCACGUUUCCUCUUUCUGCCAGAACAAAUUGGCAUCAAGACAGGACGCUGAUGAUUUGGACGCUACAUAAAGACACCAGUUCUCCAUAAAGACACGGACCAAUAGGGCUGGGCCAUAUGAACGAAAUCUUCUCCACAGUAUAUGCCAUAUUAUACUGUGAUAAUGGCAUAUGUUUUCAUAAAGUACUUUAUCUGAACCUCACGUUUGAAAUUGUUAAAGGUCCAGUGUGUGGGACUUAUUGGCAGAGAUGGAAUAUAAUCUUAUCUGUGUAUUUUCUUUAGUCUCAGUGGUUUCAGCGUUAGAUACCUGACACCAAAAGCCACCUUUCGCAGUGGUAUUAUACGCCACCAGAUGGCGUCAGUUUGUAACGCGGCAAAACAUAACAUUUUCUGUGUUAUGACAUGCCGCUGGUCAGCUGGACGGCACCUGUUAAAGAAGUAUGAUACGCAGACAGGCGGCAUCAGUUCAUAACGCUGCUGGAUGGCACCUAUCAUGGAGGUAUGAUACCCUGCAGGAUGGCCUCAGGUCGAAAUGCUGCCAGUUACGAGGUAAUCUAAGGAGCUGGAAAGUCCCUACAGGGUGGAUGGGAGGAGUGGUGGAUCAGAGGCCUGCACGGGUCCAUUUUUGAAAACUGGCACCUGCCCUAGCCUCGCAUCACCAGGCUCUUCACGUAAGGCAAAGAGCCUGGUUUCUAUUCACUCUGAAUUUUGUCUGGAUUCUGGUUCCGGUCUAGAGAGCGGAUGUGGAAUUCACCAAAUUCACCAAAGUAAAACUUUAAGUUCUGGCGCACCAUCAAUUUGGGGUGAUGAGGGGUGUAAGAAAAUCGAUUAACUUAAUGGCUUGGGGCUUUUCUUGUAAAUUAUAUUCUUUAAAUUAAAAAGUUCAUCCAUUGAAUUCCGGAUCCUGUCUCACUCGCCCUGGUUCCGGUUCCUUACCAAAACGGCCACUAACGGCCCCAGACUAAACCUGCCCAUACCCGUAAAGCUCAGUACCAGACCCUCCCUGUUACCUGUCAAUAAAACGAUCAAAUACACAAACUCACAUGAAGCUUGGUUCUCCAAAUCCAGCGGCGGAGACGUCUCUUUCAAGCAUUCAAUCACUGCCAGGUUAGGAAACAUUUUAGCAUGCCUCUUUCAAUACAUUUUUUCCGACAUUUCUUUGACAUUUGUUUCUGAAAUUUUCAUAAUAUUUUUCAGACAUUUUAUCAAAACGUUUUUGGACAUUUUAUCAUAAUUUUUUCAGACAUUUCGUUAACAUUUUUCUCCACCAUUAAUGCUCAAAAGGAUCCUCCUUGGGUGUCUUGAACUCCUCAUCCUCGGGCUGCAAAUUUCCACGUCGGUGACAAUCGGGUCACUGUGGCUUGAUAAUAGAGAUUUAGAUGUUUUUGUUCCAUACAUACUUUUACCCGUUGCACAGCUACGGUACCCAACCUGAUGCAGAUGUGGUGCUCAUGCCUGGCUCCAAAAAUCCAAGAUGGCGACAGUCAAAAUGCAGGUCCCCAGGAAAGCAGCUGGUAUCACGGCAUUGCAGCAAAAAAAAUUCCGGCGGCCCAAAAAUUAUUUCUGUCAAAGUGGUGACACCUCCAACUGCAAACAAGCUCAAUUAUGACUCUUUUUCAUGGAGGUUUUAUAUUUGUAAAACUUGACGAUUUAAAAUUACAUGACGUCAUCACAAUGUAAAGUCUAUGAGCUGAGCAGCAACUUGUGGGUGGAGUAAUUUUUUAUUUAUUUUUUUCCCGUUUGCACCAGGUGAGCUGGACCGACUAGGCGCCAUCUUAUCAUCCAGUAUCUUGUCAUUAUUAUAAAUCUGAUGCCAAACUAGCGGCAACAAAAGCAGAGUCCACAAACCAGUGGGUGACGUCACAGUGGCUACGUCCGUUAUCUUAUACAGUCUACGGAUUUCACAUCACCUAAAGGCCACCGUAGGUUCUCUACAUGGACAGGGAGGAGUACUCAGUUUGCCAUGAGAUGCCACUAACUCCUACACACUUCUCCUUCAAGAGAUAAAAUGUCUGCUCUGAAGUUAAACACCUGACAAAUCAAAGUUCUUCAUCACAUUGAUGCAAAGAUCCGGUAAAUGUCCGAAAGCAGUUAAUACUCAUUCAUUUGCAACAUUUGUUGUAAAACCAGAGAUAUUAAAGGGACAGAUAAACGUUUGUAUCGUCAGUUUGUAUGAUCAUACUGGGCCCAACCCUACAGACAUCCAAACACAAACCUGCACAACAACAUUAAAAAGGCUGUUAACUUAUAUUUUUGUCUGCACAGGUCGGACGCUUCUGCGUCUGUACAUCAGCACGUUACACAUCCAGUAUUCUCACCAUGUUAUCUGUUUGUAGGAGAGCAGCUGUCUGACUCCGCUGUUUCAGGGUAUUUUGGCUACACUCAGCUUGUUCCAAGACGUUUUGUACAAUAAUUCUGAAAUGAUGAAACUUUUAAGAUUCGAGAGAAAAAUGUUUGUUGUUAGUGGUUAUAAUUUGGGUUAUUCAGAGCAGGAGGACAAAUGUGAGCAUCACGCUGAAACAGAACAAGAUUUAAUAUCAACUAUUUAAAACCGACUUGUUGAGCCACGUUGCUUUGACAGAUCAAUUCCUUUGUCCGAUCAGCUGUUUGAAAGGCCUCAGAGUGCUGACGUCACCAUCAUGAAAUGUUCCAGUGCUUUGUGUGCGUGUAAAUGUACGGAGGUGAAACAGAAGGUGUGCGUGAUGAGUUGUUGUGAGCCUCGACCUUUCAGAACGCCCUGUGAUCAACAUAUAGUGUCUUUAAGUGUUUGUUUGCCUUUGAGGCUUUAAUAUUCUGUAACAGUUUAGCAUAGAACCAUCUAGACAGCUGUCCGUAAUAUUUUUGUAUCUCAACAAAAAUACUUUUCAGAGUAUUGAUGUACUGUACCUGUACAGGUGGGAGGGUUAAAAAUAUUAUGUCUCUUAUGUUUUAUUGUUGCCAAAGAGAUGUUGUGUUGUGGUUCAGGGGCAACAGAUGGAGACAGAGAGGAGGGACGUUACAGGAGCUUCGGCCUGUUCGUUAACAAACAACGCACAGGUGAGGUUUUGGUUUGCGAUACUGUCAGUAACAUGUGCCCCCACACUGACCUGGUCACAUCAUUACCUUCUGUACCUUCUAUCAAAUAUAAAUAAAGUCUGUUUUACACAUCUUCA